CAAUAUAACACAGCUUGUCCUGUUUGAGAUAUGUCACCAGUUAACAAGCAACAGGUAAGCUCUUGUGUGGGGCAAGAUGUGCUGCUACAGAUGUGGUAUCCCACUUUCAGCCCUGGGUGCCUGGCUGGGAAGGACGGCCCUUUUCCACAGGAAAGAAAGCCUGGUGCCCCAGUGUCUGUGGGGCAGCUGAGGGGGCAUCUCUGGGAAGCAAAGGCCAGUGAGGCCGGUCAGUCUGGCAGCUUUUGUCUGGGAGUAAUCCUCGGAUGUUCAGUUUUGGGAGGUGGAAUCCCAGUUUCGGCCACGUUCAGCCAAAGGAACGCUCCGGUGCCCAGUGUCUCCUGGCAGCUGAGAGCAUUGCCGUGGCCCUCACUCCGGGAGCCUGAGCCUGCCCCCCAUCACCCUUGGCCCUGCCCAUCAAUCACUCUGAGUGGAUGGCUCUUAGUACCGCCUGUCAAUCCAUCUCCUGGCCUGAUCCCACCUGUCAAUCACUUUUAGUGCUGCCUGUCAAUCACUGACAGGCUAAUCCCACGCUUAUAGCCCUUCAAGCCGACACAGCCCUCAGGGACCCCGCAGUCCUAGACAGCCCAGAUAGCCCUCACAGCGCAGAGGCCUCGCAGUCUCCACAGCGUUCCCAGCCCUCACAGCUGCCCUCGCCCCCAUGGCCCCCGCAGUUCCCGCAGCCCUCACAGCCCCACAGCCCUCACGACCCGCGCGCACGCGCCCUGCGCCUCACGCUCCCGGGCGCAUGCGCGCCGCUCCCCCCGGCCCGCGGCCGCGUGUUCUGCCGUGCCCCGGAUGUGGCCCCUGCCCGGGAAAAUGGCGGCGCCGGGGUGGGCGGAGGGAGCGUUGUAGCGCCCGGCGCCGUCCCCGCCAUGGCGGACCUGGGCCGGCAGCUGCACGAGUACCUGGCGCAGUCCAAGGCUGCUGCUGCCACGGGUCCCGGCGCGGUCCCCGCACCGCCGGCGGCCGGCGGCUCGCAGGAGGAGGCGGGGGACGGCGGCGGGCUGCGGGCCUGGCUGGGGGCGCUGAACCCGUUCCCGCCGGGCAGUGCCCCGGGCGCCGCGGUGUGGCCUUGGACGGGAGAGGAGGACCCGUGGCUGCCGGGGCUGUCGCGCUGGCAGCGGCUGGCGGGCAGCGGGCUGUGCGUGCUUCUGGCCGCGCUGUGCUUCGGGCUGGCCGGGCUGUGCGUGCCGCUGCUGCUGCUGCGCGCCCGCAAGUUCGCGCUGCUCUGGUCGCUCGGCUCGCUCUGUGCGCUGGGCGCCGCCGCGCUGCUGCGCGGGCCCGCCCGGCUGCUGCGGGAGCCCGGCCGCGGGGCGCUGCUCUACCUCGGGGCGCUCUUCGGGACGCUGUACGCCGCGCUGGCGCUGCGCAGCACCGCGCUGACUGCGCUGGGCGCCGCCGCGCAGCUCGGCAUCGCCGCCGCCGCGCUCCUGGCCGCGCUGCCCGGCGGUGCCGCCGGCCUGCGCCGCCUCGCCGGGCUGCUCCGCGCCGCGGCGUGCGGCCGAGGCAAGGCGCUGCCCCUGUGAGCCCGGCGCGCCGGGGAGGAGCGGCCGCGGCCCCGCGGGAGCCCCUCGCACACGGACCGAGAGCUGUCGCCGGCCGACUCCCAGACGGGGGACGCCGCUUCUCUUCGCCUCCUCCGCGUCCCGGCACGUUUUCCUCGCCGGCGCUCCGGGAGCAGCAGCAGGGCCGGCGGCCCCGGUGGCUCGGAGCUGCGCCCCCGAGCUCGUUGUUUGCCUUACCGCGCUGCCAGCUCCACAGCCAGGGCUUGGCAUCGCUCCCCCUCUGGCUGGGGAGCUGGCAGCAUCGCCCCCCUUCCUCCGGCGCGGGACCGUGGCUGCUGCGGACCGCGCCAUCCGAGCCGCUGCGGCGGCGUUGAGGACUUGCCCGGUGCUGAGGAGCAGCUGAGGCGCGCCAGGCUGACGGAUGCUGCAACACGAAGAUGAUUUAGCAAACUGCGAUCGAGGCUAGGGGAGAACAUUGAAAAAUUAACUGGUGUUACCUCAUUUUGUGCUGACCCCUACACUAUGAACACAUACUGGUUUUGCUGUCACCUCAGACCAGUGGUGAAUACGAAGACUGUGGCCACUGAACUGCAUUUCUCUCUAAAAAGCAGCUUUAAAAUAACCAUCCAGAUUGCAGACUAGCAAGCAGUGGUGAUUGCCUGCAUUUUGGAAUUUUGACCUCAGCACCAUUUGAAUCUGUAGACAGCUGUGGCUGAAGGUGAAAAUGAAACUUCUCUGUACAUGAUAAACCAAAGCCCUGGGAAUCAGCUCUCAGUAUUUUAACUGGCUGAGAUUUCAGGAGGUAGUGCUGUUGCUCCAUCUGAAACACCAGUUUGCCUAAAUACAACCCUCUGUAGCAAUAGGUCCACCUGGAGCAUCCAUGUCCCUGUGGUCAGAGGUUCCCGGUCCAUCGUGCCAGGGACGUUUCCGUGGGGGCAGUGAGGCCAUGUCCAUGCCCUGGAGCGAAGAGGAGCGUUCUCUGUUGGCUGGAGAGUGCCCAUCAUGAGGAGGGUGAUCUGGACGAGGACCUGUGCAUGAAAACACAAGAUAAGAUUCUGGUUUCCUCCCUCCUUCAAAGCGUGGGAAUUCAUCUGGAGUAGGAAGCAAACCCUUCCGAGCUCCUGAGCAGUAAGAGAAGCAGGGGACAGGAGUGAGAAGAGACAUUGUAUUCAUGAAAACGAUGCCA
Motacilla alba alba is the source of this 2691-nucleotide messenger RNA. RefSeq names its product SFT2 domain containing 3 (gene SFT2D3). NCBI's taxonomy places the organism in Eukaryota, Metazoa, Chordata, Aves, Passeriformes, Motacillidae. Gene Ontology annotation, cellular component: membrane. The transcript is spliced from 4 exons. The record is from RefSeq and is a predicted model, not a curated record. Gene Ontology annotation, biological process: vesicle-mediated transport. Bases 873 to 1526 code for a protein of 217 amino acids.